This is a messenger RNA of Hyposmocoma kahamanoa, 1927 nucleotides long. It is a transcript of the gene cts, whose product is annotated as protein spinster homolog 1. Gene Ontology annotation, cellular component: membrane. The record is from RefSeq and is a predicted model, not a curated record. The transcript has 10 exons. Gene Ontology annotation, molecular function: transmembrane transporter activity. NCBI's taxonomy places the organism in Eukaryota, Metazoa, Arthropoda, Insecta, Lepidoptera, Cosmopterigidae. The coding region runs from base 20 to 1573 and encodes 517 amino acids. Gene Ontology annotation, biological process: transmembrane transport.
GUUUCAGAAUUAACCAAAGAUGUUUCACGGUGGCAUCUGGGCGAAGCUACAAGGCUACUACAAAUGGUAUGUGCUGGGAUUGGUCUCCGUCGGAUACAUCCUAGGCGAACUUGGACAUUACAUGAUAGGCACAACAUCAAAGGUGACAGCUGAUGACCUGCACUAUGGCGAUAAAGCGUGUCAAUUGAACGCAACGCAUCUCACGCUAAGCCAGCUGCCCCUUGGCUGCGAAAAAGUUAACAGCAGUGAAGCAUGCGAAACGUUGGAGCUGAAUGGAACAAGAUACUGUGAAUGGGGCUACAAUGGCCUGGGUAUAGACUACCAGAUUCUGGCUGGACCUGCUUUUAUGGCUGUGUUUACGGUUGUGGGGGUUAUACUUGGAGUCGUAGCUGAUAAGUACAACAGGGCACGAAUUCUUUCCAUCUGCACUGUAGUGUUCGUAAUUGCCAUCAUCCUCAUGGGAUCAGUCACAGAAUAUUGGCACCUCGUCUUAUUGCGUAUGAUCAUGGCGGCAGGGGAGAGCGGCUGCAAUCCAUUGGCAACAGGAAUACUUACGGAUCUGUUCCCUGAACAUCAAAGAGCGUUGGUAUUGUCGAUCUUCAAUUGGGGCAUAUACGGUGGAUAUGGAAUUGCCUUCCCUGUUGGACGAUAUGUUCCUGAAUUGAAUGCUUGGGGCUUGAGCUGGCGUCUUUGUUACUACGCUGCGGGAGUAGUCGGUCUGGUGAUUGCAGUUUUGACUUUCCUGACUUUACGAGAACCUGAAAGAACCACAAUUGGAGAAGAAGGUGCUGGCACAAAAACAGCCGACUCAGCAAUGGAGGCGGGAAAGAAAAUACCCCAAGUCACCAUCUGGCACGUAAUUAUCCAGCCCAGAAUCAUAUUGCUGUGUGUUGCUGCUUCUAUCAGGCAUUGCGGCGGUAUGUGCUUCGCGUACAAUGCAGACUUGUAUUACCGAGACUACUUCCCCGAUGUGGACCUGGGCUGGUGGUUAUUCGCCGUCACCGUUGGCAUUGGAUCUAUCGGCGUAGUCGUCGGAGGAGUUAUUUCUGACAAGUUCGUAUCAAAAAUGGGUAUACGAUCACGUGUGCUAGUUCUUGCCGUGUCUCAAUUCAUUGCCACCCUGCCAGCAUUUGGAUCAGUCGUGUUUGGACCACUCUGGGCCAUGAUAACUCUCGCUAUUUCCUAUUUCUUUGCUGAAAUGUGGUUCGGCAUAGUAUUCGCGAUCCUCGUAGAGAUCGUACCACUAUCAGUGCGUUCGACAACCGUUGGCGUCUUUUUGUUCGUCAUGAAUAACGUCGGAGGAAACCUGCCGAUUCUGGUAGACCCUGUCUCGAAGGCCAUUGGGUAUCGUGAGGCUAUUAUGAUCUUUUAUGCUGGGUUUUAUGGCAUUAGUAGCAUCCUGUUCUUCCUGACAAUGUUCUUCAUGGAUGGACCUGUGGAACCGAAAGUGACGGAACCCGAACCGCACGCGAAGCCCACGGGAUUGGACAACCGCGCCUUCACGCAAGACGAACUGCCUAUUCGAAGUGGCAGGAGUAACGGCACUACUGUUCAUGACAAUAGUAGAUUGUAAGGAAAACAAUGUUGACAUGUGAAAAAUAAUUUUGACAGAUGAAUGAUUACUCUGACAGUGGAUGAUCAGGAAAAUAUCCGUGCGGAAUAGCGUUAUAAUCGGAUAUACUUAGAGAUAUGCAACUGACAGUUACUAACGUCAUUUUGAAAUAUAAUGUUGCCAUGUUUAGGGUAUUGAUUAAAGAUGUGUUUGGUUCAGUUCUCAAUGAAUAUUGAAACAGAAUCAAUGAACAUUACCGAUUUUUAACUAUUAAUCUGCUAAACCAUUUACAUUUAGUCUCUACAUAGUUCUAUUAUUUUCUGUUUUCAGUUUCUCGACUUUUUAAAAUAAAUACCUAUGAAUUAUUAAAAAAUA